Talpa occidentalis (Iberian mole) is the source of this 711-nucleotide messenger RNA. It is a transcript of the gene PXMP4, whose product is annotated as peroxisomal membrane protein 4. The record is from RefSeq and is a predicted model, not a curated record. NCBI's taxonomy places the organism in Eukaryota, Metazoa, Chordata, Mammalia, Eulipotyphla, Talpidae. Gene Ontology annotation, cellular component: peroxisomal membrane. The coding region runs from base 73 to 711 and encodes 212 amino acids. The transcript has 4 exons.
AGCGCUGCCGGAACCGCAGGCUGUCAGCGAGCUCCUGGCUGGGUGCCCCCGACCCCGAGCGCCGUCCGCGAUAUGGCCGCCCCGCCGCAGCUGAGAGCGCUACUCCGGGUGGUCAACGAACUGCUGCGCAAUCGCCGCUACCACGCUGCGUUGGCUGUGCUUAAGGGCUUCCGGAACGGGGCAGUCUACGGAGUCAAAAUCCGGGCUCCUCAUGCGCUGGUCAUGACCUUUCUCUUCCGGAAUGGCAGCCUCCGGGAGAAGCUGCAGGCCGUCCUACAGGCCACAUACACCCAUUCCCGGAACCUGGCCUGCUUUGUGUUUAUCUACAAGGGGCUCUGUGCCCUGCAGUCCCACGUGCAGGGAGAGACCCACCAGGUGCACUCAUUCCUGUCUGCCGUCAUCGGGGGCUUCCUGGUGUUUGGGGACAACAAUAACAUCAAUAGCCAGAUCAACAUGUACCUGACAUCACGUGUCCUGUUUGCCCUGGGCCGUCUGGCUGUGGAGAAGGGCUACAUCGCCGAAUCCAAGUGGGACCCGUUCCCAUUGUUCACUGGGCUGGUGUGGGGGCUGGUGAUAUGGCUCUUUGAGUACCACCAGGCUACGCUGCAGCCCUCGUUGCAGUCUUCCAUGACCUACUUGUACAAGGACAGCAAUGUAUGGCAUGACAUCUCAGACUUCCUCAUCUACAACAAGAGCCGCCCCUCUAAGUAA